AUGGAGCUCAAGGACAUGCCAAUCGAGAUGAUCGACACGAUCAUCCGCCAUCUCUUUGAACACGACGAUCAGUGGGAUGCACCCGGCGGCGAAAACUGCAUCUACAUUGCCGAUGCUCGCCUCGUGUGCCGCCAGUGGAACUCCCUGGCCUCGCGGCACCUCUUCCACGCUCUGCAUCUACGCCAUGAGCCCAAAUGGCUCGAGAGGUGGAAUGAACUGAUGGACAUGGACGUUGUCAAGCAGUGUACCAAAAGAGUGCACAUCGACAGCUCUCCCGUCCCGUUCAAGACACGCAAUGAGUUCUGGGUCAUCUACCAGAAACAGGGAGUGUAUCCCGCCUAUACAGAUGCACUCACUCGCAUCAUUGACCUCAAGAAUCUCACGGCCGUUUCAUUCCACUACACCAAGACGUGCCGAACUCACGAGGACUUGUACUACGAGGAAGAUGUUGAGACCGAAUCGACACGCAUCCUCAACCUCUUCCACUUCUUCCACGUGCUCAAGCGGCGUAUGGUCGAAUCACCCAACGCCAGUCCAAUCCGCUCGCUCACCAUUGAGAAUCUUCAGAACCUGAUCCUUCCCGACUUGACCUCCACUGACGCGUUCCAAUCGGUCAUGCGAGAGCUCACCAGCCUGCACCUCGUGGUGGGCGAGGAGCGCAACUCCCUGGACAGCGAGAUGAUGCUCGACCUCCAUCGUCCCGAGCGCCUGGGCUUCGAGCCACAUCUACGGAAUCACUGGAUAGCGCCCAUUGCAGGCCAGCUCACCUCCCUCACUCUCAUGUUCCAGGUGUGCUGGGGAGUUAUGCCGGCCAUCUUCGACACCAGCGACCUCUACUUCCCCCACCUGCGCGUCCUUCAUCUGGGCGCAUACGGGAUUGCGUACCCCAACCAGUUCGAUUGGGUAUUGAGGAACAAGGGCAUUCAAACCCUGCGCUUGGACCGGUGUUUUAUCGGCUCAUACUUUCGCUUCAACAACAAGUUGAGGCAGCAGUGGGGGAUCGACAAUACCGGUUGGGUGCAGUUGCCCAAGGGAUCGUUUGGAUUCGGCGACGACGACGACGAUGAAGUCUUCACUUUCAACGGAACAUGGGAAGACGUGUUCAAUUCGAUCCGGGAGGAGCUGCCCGCCCUGACGGAUUUCCGGUUUGACUACAUGUACAUACCGGAAAAUGAGGACUACGAGACAUUCCUGCGCAGGCCCGACCUGAUGAAGAACGACAAGCCCCAUGCUGCCCGAUACAGCGCGUUCGACACGGGCUGGUGCGACGGCUGGAUCGCCAACCAGGGACCGAUGGAAUUUGGUGACAAUAAUCCAUCACCGUCAGCACCUGGGCCACGGCCUCGGUAUUACAACGUGGUGCACAAGCUGAGCCGCGAAAAGGAAACCUAUGAGGAGGACCUCCGGGGGCUCGAGGCCCUCGUCGCGGAGACCCGGAAAAGACUGUACUUGCUGGAGUAG
Molecule: messenger RNA, 1461 nt
Organism: Clonostachys solani
Lineage: Eukaryota; Fungi; Ascomycota; Sordariomycetes; Hypocreales; Bionectriaceae
Source: the annotation of a GenBank genome assembly